Messenger RNA from Pararge aegeria (speckled wood butterfly), 964 nucleotides. RefSeq names its product eukaryotic translation initiation factor 5B. Lineage: Eukaryota; Metazoa; Arthropoda; Insecta; Lepidoptera; Nymphalidae. The transcript is spliced from 4 exons. The coding region runs from base 165 to 824 and encodes 219 amino acids. The record is from RefSeq and is a predicted model, not a curated record.
GUAGCAAGUUGGCAGCAUUGAUCGGCUUCUAGCUUCGCUGAUUGUUCACGGAAACAAGUAAAAGAGAAGCGUUCCGUUUAUUUUUACAAGGUUUUUACGUUUCUGGCGUUGUGAAACGCUGUAUUGCCUUUGCCUUUACCCUAAUCGAAGUUAUUUAAUACAAGAUGCGUAAAAGAAAGUCACUCAAGAAAGCCGACGACGAAUCCGAUGCCUCCGAGCCUGGGGCUGAACCGGAAGAAUUUCAAGAUUCGGGAGAAGAUUGGACGCCGGAAGCCGAUCCGGUGGAACCACCUGCCCGUGCAGGAAGAAAACGAGCCACAAGACCAUCACUCAACAACUCCAAAAAGAAACGUAAAAACUCAACAACUGAAGAAAGUGAAGAAGAGGCAGAAGAGGAUGAAGAAGGUGAAGACGAGGAGGGUGAAUUGGACGAAGAAGAAGGUUCAGAUGAAGAAAAAAACGGUUCUGAUGGAAAUAAGUCUGACUCAAGUCAGUCAAAGGAUAUACCAAAGCAUUUCCAUUCUGGGAACUUUGUUUUGUUGAAGUCUGAUGUCAAAUGGGAUGGAGACUCUGUGAUUUCCAAGUUGGAUGAAAUAAACUUGUGGAAAAUAGAUGGAAAAGCUUUAUUACAGAAAUUUAUACCAAUGGAAUCAAAUGGAAAAAUAUUACACAAAUGUACAUGUGUGUAUUCAGGAUGGAAUGUUGACAACCGUGACAAUUACUACCCCAUUACAGAAAUAUUGGACAGAAAUCCUCGUACUGACUCUAAAGAAAUAUGUGUAGCAUUAGAUCUUGAUGAUCUUAUCAAAGUAAGGGACAAGUAAAUUGUGGAAGUUUUUACUUAAUUCAAUUAGAUAAGUCUAACAAAUGUAUGAAAAUAAAAUCUUUUUUUGGCACUUCAUUCCAGUUUACUUUGUAUUCAUUUUAUAAAAAUGGGGAUUAAAUGUUCAAUAAAGUAAUUAAA